AUGAGCUCAUCGAAACUGCGACAAUGGGUCAGCGAUAGCAUCUUGCGAUUGUUCGAGAUGUCGGAUAGUGCGAUGGUAGAUUACAUGAUCAAGACAGCAAGUACUGCUACUACUCCAAGUGGACUCAUCACAUCCUUAACUCACGUCGGACUCAGCUCAACAGCUGAAACGGAAUAUUUUGCAAACGAGCUUUUCAAUCGUGUACCGCGAGCUUCUUCAUCCAAAAGUUCUGAAAUCGAGGCAAAGGCACUGCAAAAACAAAAAUUCACACUUGUUUUAGAUGAACAACCGGAAGAGAGAGUAGAAAUUAAGAAACAAAAGAAAGAUAAAGGGACUUUGAAGAAGAAGACUCAAUCAGAUAAAAAUGGAUGGGAAAGUGAAGAAGAAGAUCGAGCAACUAAGAAACGAAGAAGAUCGAUUGAUUCCAAUAAAUCUGGACUUGAAGAUGAAAUGGAAAAAGAAACUGAAGCAGAAAGAAUAGAAAGAGAAAGAUUAGAAGAUGCGCGUGAAAGAGAUGAAUUUGCUGAACGAUUGAAAGCUAAAGAUCGAGAUAAAACGAAAAAAAUCGUAGAAGAUAAAACAUCUAAAUUAACAGCUGAUCAAAUCCGACGAAGGAAUCUCGAAAACGAUGAAGAAGCUCGUCAAGCUGCCAUGCCUGAAGUUAGGAAAAGAGCUCGACAGGAAUACUUGAGCAAGCGAGAAUUACAACAAAUUGAAUUACUUAAACAAGAGAUUAUGGAUGAAGAAGCUGAUUUCAAGGGUGUUGUGAUGACUCAACGGGAAAUCAGGGAAUUGAAUAAGAAAAAAGAAGUACUGCGACUCGCUCAAGAACGGAUGGGAAUCGAUGAUGGAUACGAUGGAUAUAUGAUGCCCGAAGAUUACAUCACCGAACAAGGAAGGUUAGACAAGAAGAAAAAACAUGAUGCUCUGUACAAGCGUUACGAAGAAAGCAAACGACCAGCCGACGAAUUUGUGACAGACGUUGAUCGAUAUGAAGCUAUUCAAACUCAAAAUGCUACCACUAACUACGGUGCACUCGAUCGACCAUCUCUUGUCGAAGACUAUGAAUUUGUUUUCGAUGAGAGUGCGACCAUUGCCUUCUUGACAGACAAUGAUUCCAGAAUAGGUGGUACUCUGAGUGCCAAAGAUGCAGCUCUACAAGCACAGAUUGAUGCGGCAGAAAAGCGAGCCAAGUCUAUAGAUGAAGUACGAAAAUCUCUCCCGGUAUAUGAAUGGCGAGAUCGGUUGCUCGAAGCUGUUGCAGAGUAUCAAGUGAUGAUUGUGGUUGGGGAAACUGGGUCUGGAAAAACUACCCAGCUGCCUCAAUAUCUUCACGAGGCCGGCUACACGAAAGAUGGUGGUAAGAUAGGUUGUACACAACCACGAAGAGUGGCAGCCAUGUCGGUGGCAGCAAGAGUAGCAGAGGAAAUGGGGGUACGGGUAGGAGACGCGGUUGGGUAUUCUAUCCGUUUCGAAGACUGCACUUCCCCCAAGACAGUCAUCAAAUAUAUGACAGAUGGGAUGCUACUAAGAGAAUUCAUGACAGAGCCUGAUCUUGCGGGUUAUAACGCCAUGAUUAUUGAUGAAGCCCAUGAGCGUACGCUGAGUACUGAUAUCUUGCUGGGCUUGGUCAAGGACAUUGCUCGGUUUCGUCCUGAUUUCCGGCUUCUGAUAUCCAGUGCUACCAUGAAUGCUGCCAAGUUUUCGGAAUACUUUGAUGAUGCGCCGAUUUUCAAUAUUCCUGGAAGAAUGUACCCAGUUGAUAUCUUAUACACUCCGAGUCCUGAAGCAAAUUAUCUACACGCCGCUGUCACCACUGUUUUCCAAAUUCACACGACACAACCCAAGGGUGACAUCUUGGUGUUUUUUACUGGUCAAGAUGAAAUUGAAGCUGCUCAUGAAAACUUGGAAGAAACGGCUCGAGCAUUAGGAAACAAGAUUGGAGAACUAGUCAUUUGUCCAAUUUAUGCUAACUUACCCACCGAAAUGCAGGCCAAGAUCUUUGAACCUACACCUGAUAAAGCUCGAAAAGUGGUACUUGCUACCAAUAUUGCUGAGACAUCUAUCACCAUAGACGGAGUGGUGUACGUAAUCGAUCCAGGCUUUGUUAAACAGAAUUCAUACAAUCCUCGGACGGGUAUGGAAUCUCUAGUGGUCGUUCCCUGUUCCCGUGCUGCAGCAAAUCAACGUGCAGGUAGAGCAGGUCGUGUGGCUCCCGGCAAGUGCUUCCGACUAUACACUAAAUCAGCUUACAUGAAGGAAUUGGAUGAAGACACCGUGCCUGAGAUCCAACGAACAAAUUUAGCCAACGUAGUUUUACUACUCAAGUCACUCGGGAUCAAUGAUCUGAUCGGCUUCGAUUUCUUAGAUCCACCUCCUGGUGAUACUUUGAUCCGGGCUUUGGAUUUGCUCUAUGCACUUGGAGCGUUCAAUGAUCGCGGUGAAUUAACCAAGAUUGGUCGAAAAAUGGCAGAAUUCCCGAUGGACCCUAUGUUAUCUAAAGCCAUUUUAGAAAGUGAAAAACAUAAAUGCACUGAGGAAGUUCUUUCCAUUGUGUCUAUGCUUUCGGAGAGUAGUUCAAUAUUUUACCGACCUAAAGAUAAGAAACUACACGCGGACCGGGCUCGACUGAACUUCGUUCAACCAGGUGGAGACCACUUCACGUUAUUGAAUGUGUUUGAUCAAUGGAAGGAGACAAACUGGUCUAUCUCAUGGUCAUAUGAGAACUAUGUUCAGAUCAAGUCCCUGAAUCGAGUCCGCGAUAUUCGAGAUCAACUUGCUGCUUUAUGCGAACGGGUCGAAAUCUUGCCCGAAUCUAAUGCCACAGGGUCAAUAGAGCCAAUUCAGAAAAGUUUACUAGGUGGUUAUUUCAUGAACACCGCCCGGCUCAGUAAAGGAGGUGACGCGUACAGGACUUUGAAAUCGAACCAAUCAGUUUAUAUUCACCCGUCAUCAAGCUGUUUCCAAGCCCAGCCACCACCUCGAAUGAUUUUAUUCUAUGAGCUGGUUUUGACCAGCAAAGAAUAUGCAAGACAAGUUAUGGAGAUCAACAAACCAGAAUGGUUACUUCAAGCUGCUCCACAUUUCUUCAAGGAAGCUGAUCUAGAGGUCUUUGGUAAGAAAAAACUUCCCAAACAAACCCAAGUGCGUAAAGCAGAACAACUACCAGAGUAGAUUACGUUUGAAUUGUAUUGUAUUUUUCCUCAAAUGAUUGGACUGUAUACGAGAUUGAUUUCUUGCGAUCGAGCUAGCAUUGUUAGAAGAUCUCUAUGAAUAAAAAGUGAACAACGUGAUAAUUCCAGAAAUGUCGAACAAAGACUGAAUGAUUUGAGAUGCGGAGAUUCAAUCGCAUAUGU
Molecule: messenger RNA, 3356 nt
Organism: Melampsora larici-populina 98AG31
Lineage: Eukaryota; Fungi; Basidiomycota; Pucciniomycetes; Pucciniales; Melampsoraceae
Exons: 11
Coding region: 1-3174 (1057 amino acids)
Cellular component (GO): intracellular anatomical structure; catalytic step 2 spliceosome
Molecular function (GO): RNA binding; ATP binding
Source: RefSeq, a predicted model, not a curated record